UCCUCUAUAGUUUGUACAAAAGCGCAAGAACAGAAAAAGGUUUAUAAUACCUGCGUUUGGAAAAGAGAAACAGCACAGAGGAAAAUCAAACACAUGCCAUUUCUCUAAAUAGGCUAUCAAUAUAUAAGAAACUGAGCGAUGGCUCCGUCACUUUCGCAGGCCUACAGGAGGCGCUGGUGGAUGGCUAUCACAGCAGUCAUCGAGAAUCUGCUUUUUUCAGCUGUGUUGCUGGGGUGGGGCUCCCUACUUAUCAUGCUGAAGAGCGAGGGCUUCUACUCACACCUGUGUACAGAGAAUGUCACAGAGAGUCACACAAAUGUAAGCUUGACCGAAAGGACGUAUUGGCCGAGCUGUAUUGAGCAGGAGGAGAUUCUGAAUCUGGGCUUUACGAUUGGCUCGUUCAUCAUCAGCGCGGCCACCCUGCCUCUAGGAGUCCUGAUGGACAAAUUUGGGCCUCGCCCACUCAGACUGCUUGGCAGUUCCUGUUUUGCAUUCUCUAUGGCUUUGAUUGCCAUCGCAGCAUAUGAUCCAACAGUGUUAUCAGCUCUCAUAUUUAUUGCUGUCUCAAUGAAUGGGUUUGGAGGAAUCUGUUUAACCUUCACUUCACUAACAUUGCCGAAUAUGUUUAGAAAUGUGCGCUCAACGAUUCUCUCUCUUAUGAUUGGCUCUUAUGCUUCCUCUGCUGUAACCUUCCCAGGAGUUAAGCUGAUCUAUGAUCUAGGUGUGUCAUUUUGUAUGAUUUUCUGGGUGUGGGCGGGCCUUGCCUGCCUCGUCUUCCUCAACUGCUUUCUUAAUUGGCCGGGAGAAUCAUUUCCUGCCCCUGAGGACGUCAGAUACACUAAAAUGGUAAAGUUGAGAGGUGAAGUAGUGGACCAUAAGAUGACUGGAGAUCGCUCCAACAGUCAUGUGAUUGUUGAAGAACAGGAAGUGACCAAAAAACAAUCUUCCAACGAUGAAGCGCACAACGAUGGAACAGCGCAACAGAGCCAAGCAGGAUCUCCUUCCUUUAGACAAUCCAUGUGCUCGCCAAUCUUCCUGUGGAGUCUCAUCAUCAUGCCCAUGACCCAGCUUCGUAUCAUAUUUUUCAUGGGCGCCAUGAAUAAGAUGUUGGAGUUCCUGGUUACCCAUGGUAACCCUGACCCCCCUGAGGAGUUGGUGAAGGAGGCAGAGGAGAAAGUGGGUCUAUACUCAUCCAUCUUCGGGACUCUUCAGCUGCUCUGUCUGGUCAGCUGCCCUCUCAUCGGCUACAUCAUGGAUUGGAGAAUGAAGGAGUGUGAGGACGUGGUGAAUCCAGCAGAGGGAGAAAAAAGUUUGUCUGGGCCUCCCAAGAGGGAUCGAAAGAUUCAGAAAAUCACCAACGCCAUUAAAGCUUUCAUCUUUACCAACCUGCUGCUGAUCAUCUUUGGUAUCAUCUCUCUUAUAGACAACCUACCCGUACAGGUGGUGUCUUUUAUUCUGCACACUGCAGUUAGAGGUUUUAUUCACUCAUGCUGUGGUGGUCUCUAUGCUGCUGUCUACCCAACCAAUCACUUUGGCACUCUGACGGGCCUGCAGUCCAUGAUCAGUGCUGUGUUCGCCCUGCUUCAACAACCACUCUUCAUUCUUAUGUUGGGACCAUUAAAGGGUGAUCCUUACUGGAUCAACUUGGGCCUGCUUCUGUUUUCUUUGGUUGGAUUCACGCUGCCAGGAUAUCUCAUCUAUCAUCGAAGACAGCUCGUGAGGGAGAAGGCAGCACGCGGAAGUCUGUCAGCACAGGAGAGCAUCAGUCUCAACCAAUCAAAUGAUUCCUCGAAAUAUCAAACUAACGGAAAUGUCUGAGGUGGAAAAGUGAUUAUAGAAAUGAAUGUGAAUUACAAUGGAAAGUCUAUCAAGUCUAAGACGUCUGACUCUGCAUUAAGAUAGCAGACGUGAAGUGGGUUAACAUCUCAGUGUUUGGUGCAACAUUGAGCAUUUUGUUGGUUUACCAACAACAAAAAGUCUUCGCCUUUAAAGUCAUGUUCACCAUCAUCAAAACAACAUUUACAGUAUUUUUUUGGAACUACCAAAAGAGCCAUAUUAUGCUAUCUGCCUGGCUAACAGUGAUUUACUCGUCUAGUGUGUUUAGUUUGUCUCUGGCUCCUAUGGACAAAAGUAUUGGACAACCCCUUCUAAUUAACAUGGUUAUCUAUUCCAGUAAUUCCAAUCAAACAAAUAUUAAUGUUCCCGUACAAUACCGUUAAGAAUUUUGGAAGGGCAUGUGUAAAAGUGUUUGGAUCAAAGUCUGCAAGUCAUACCAAAUGUGUUCAGCUGGGAUCAGGGGCCUCAUUUAUAAAAUGUGCGUAUGCACAGAUUUGAUCGUAAAGUGUGCAUACGCAAAAAUACACGGCAACGUUAAUAUUUAUAAAAAUGGUCUUUGAUGUGGAAAAGUGCUUAGCCACGUCAGGGUCUGAGCAGACGUACUCACUUUUGCUUGUCCGAGUGCUGCAGGUUUUUGGAAAUAUAAGUCAUUCUUUCAGCUCGUAAAGGAUUUGGACGUUGACAGGUGCUCUUUUAUAUAUCAAUGACAUUAGACAUUAUUAAACUGCGGAGAUCUGAAACUGUUCAGCUCUGAAACAGCUGAGUGCAAUUUCACUAUCAUUUGCGAUUUAUAGAUUUCACAUCUGAUAAAGAGGCGUACGUUCGAUCGUACGUUCGUACGCACUGUGAGAAAUGAACGUAAAAUCAAAUUUAGGACGGUUUCUACGCAACAUUCUAUAAAUGAGGCCCCAGGUCUGGGCUUUAUGCAGACCAGUCAAGUUAGACCAGUCACUAGACUGAAUCAAUCCUUUCUUUCUGAACCUUGCUUUUCGCACAGAUGCAUUGUCAUGGUGAAAUAGUAAAGGACCUUGCCCAAACUCUAGCUAUAACAUUAGAAGCACACAAUUCUCUCUAAUAUAAUUAUAUGCUGUAGCAUUAAGAUCUGUGCUCACGAAAAUGACUAAAGUAGUCAAAUCUGUUCAUUGGAAUACUUCUUUCUAUAGUGUAUUAAGAGGGAGGGGUUCAAUAUCUUCAAAAUUCAGAAGCACCUCUUGUCCCAUUACUUUUCUAAAAAGUCAACAUUAAACCAAAAUGGGCCCUUUUUACUUUCCUCAUACAGUACGCGCUCAUGGUCUAACUGAUCGUGAAGUGACAUCAUUUAAAAAAACAUGUUUGUCUUCAUAACAAAAAUUCUUUCCUUGUUUAUCAAUAGCCAUCUUUUAGGGAUUGUAGUCUGAUGUUAAAUCAAUGGAAUACUGUUUAAUGUUGACUAUUACUGCUGUUGACUACUGUUAUAUAUAUAGGUGCUGGUCAUAUAAUUAGA
Molecule: messenger RNA, 3319 nt
Organism: Triplophysa rosa
Lineage: Eukaryota; Metazoa; Chordata; Actinopteri; Cypriniformes; Nemacheilidae
Gene: slc43a1b
Product: solute carrier family 43 member 1b
Exons: 15
Coding region: 139-1818 (559 amino acids)
Biological process (GO): neutral amino acid transport; transmembrane transport
Molecular function (GO): neutral L-amino acid transmembrane transporter activity; L-amino acid transmembrane transporter activity
Source: RefSeq, a predicted model, not a curated record